AUGUCCAUCAGUAAGGACGAAAUCAGGCGCUUGCUUAUCAAAUUGUCUAAGAAAUCUCUCCAGAAUUUUGCCAGGGUUGAAUUGAAGUCUAAAUCAUCUGAACUUUCGUUCAAUAUUAUUAUGAGGAUUGUUUGUAGUAAACGAUAUUUUGGCCUAGAUGAAGAUGAAGAGCACCAUGAAGCAAAGCUGUUUAGGGACCUGAUCGAAGAGGCAUUCAAAUAUGCUGGUGCAUCAAACCCGGGAGAUUUUUUGCCGUUGUUAAUGCUGAUAGAUUACCAAAACUAUGGAUUAAUCGAAGAACAUCGUGGUCAUAACAAAGAUAGUAACACGAUGAUUGAUCAUAUGCUUUCUUUGCAACAAUCCCAGCCAGAGUACUACACUAACGAAAUUAUCAAGGGUAUCACAAUGGCCCUGCUUAACGCUGGGACAGGCACUUCAGCAUUGACAAUGGAAUGGGCCUUGUCCCGUUUUCUCAAUAAUCCUGAAGUAUUGGAGAAAGCUAGAGCUGAACUGGAAACUCAAGUAGGAACUGAUCGAAUAAUCGAAGAACAUGGCUUAGCCAAUCUCUUUUAUCUUCACAACAUCAUCUUAGAAACUUUUUGA
Coffea eugenioides is the source of this 603-nucleotide messenger RNA. Its product is annotated as isoflavone 2'-hydroxylase-like. Bases 1 to 603 code for a protein of 200 amino acids. The transcript has 3 exons. Gene Ontology annotation, molecular function: oxidoreductase activity, acting on paired donors, with incorporation or reduction of molecular oxygen; iron ion binding; heme binding. Lineage: Eukaryota; Viridiplantae; Streptophyta; Magnoliopsida; Gentianales; Rubiaceae. The record is from RefSeq and is a predicted model, not a curated record.